UUCAAGUACCUCUAUAAAUAUCUCCCGUCUGCAUUUUCCCUUUCUUCUCAGAGGCCACUCAUUUCCCCUUCGUUCUUCUCGCUGUAUCUAAAGGCUCGCGGUUCCUAAUCUUGGUAAGAUGGGUCCUGGUCUCUACUCGGAGAUCGGCAAGAAGGCUAGAGAUCUUCUGUACAAGGAUUUUUUAACCGAUCAGAAGUUCUCUGUCACGACCUACACGGCAAAUGGAGUAGUCAUAACCGCCACAGGGACAAAGAAAAAUGAUUUCAUCUUGGGUGAGUUACAGUCACAGCUGAAGAGCAAGAAUGUCACUGUCGAUUUGAAAGCCAACUCAGAAUCCAAUGUUUUGACUACAUUUACCAUUGAUGAACUUGCGACUCCUGGUUUAAAAACAAUCAUCAGUUUUGUUUUACCAGACCAGAAAUCUGGCAAGGUUGAGCUACAGUACCUGCAUGAUUAUACUGGUAUUAGUGCCAGUCUGGGCUUGACUGCCAACCCUGUUGUUAACUUUUCUGGAUCAAUCGGCUCAAAUAAACUAGCCGUUGGUGCUGAUGUAUCACUGGAUACAGCUACUGGAAACUUCACCAAGUACAACGCUGCUCUGAACCUCACCAAUGAAGACCUUAUUGCUUCUUUAAUCCUUAGCGACAAAGGAGAUAAUCUGACUGCUUCCUAUUACCAUCUCGUGAGCCCACUCACAAGCACUGCAGUUGGGGCAGAGUUAACUCACAGCUUUUCUUCCAAUGAGAACACUCUAACCUUUGGGACUCAGCAUGCGUUGGAUCCCAUUACUACAAUCAAGGCCCGCUUCAACAACUAUGGCAAGGCCAGCGCUUUAAUCCAGCACCAAUGGAGGCCCAAAUCGUUGAUAACCCUCUCUGCUGAGGUCGACACAAAGGCCAUUGAGAAAAGCUCUAAGGUCGGUCUUUCCCUUCUACUUAAGCCUUGAGAAAUUUCUUGUCAAUUUUCAAUGUUGUUGCACCACUGGUUGGUUCCUGCUGUUGUCUUGAAUAUAAUUAUUUAUUUGGAAUAGAACAACAAGGGCUUCUGUUUUAUGUUUAAUUUUUAUUUUUGAAAUUGUUUUCAGCA
This is a messenger RNA of Dendrobium catenatum, 1086 nucleotides long. Its product is annotated as mitochondrial outer membrane porin-like. Gene Ontology annotation, molecular function: voltage-gated monoatomic anion channel activity. Gene Ontology annotation, cellular component: mitochondrial outer membrane. The record is from RefSeq and is a predicted model, not a curated record. NCBI's taxonomy places the organism in Eukaryota, Viridiplantae, Streptophyta, Magnoliopsida, Asparagales, Orchidaceae. The transcript has 6 exons. The coding region runs from base 119 to 946 and encodes 275 amino acids. Gene Ontology annotation, biological process: monoatomic anion transmembrane transport.